Messenger RNA from Cydia amplana, 1224 nucleotides. RefSeq names its product zonadhesin-like. The record is from RefSeq and is a predicted model, not a curated record. The transcript is spliced from 7 exons. The coding region runs from base 1 to 1224 and encodes 407 amino acids. NCBI's taxonomy places the organism in Eukaryota, Metazoa, Arthropoda, Insecta, Lepidoptera, Tortricidae.
AUGCUUUGGGGAAUAGUAUUGUUGGCAGGAGCUCUGGCAGUAGCUCAGGUGCAGUCAGAAGAUGCUGUUGCUGAAAUACAACGCCCCCAAAACAAGCCAUGUAAAGACCCCAAUGCGGAGAGGGUGCAAUGCGCACCAGACCCAUCCUGCCGCUCAACCUGCGCCACGCCCAAUCCAUCGCCUUGCAGAAAGAUUUGCGCGAUUAAUCAAUGUGCCUGCAAAAAAGGCUACGUUUUGUCGAAGAAGGGUGGAAAGUGCAUACCUGUAGAUCAGUGUCCAAAAGAUGUACCCUGCAACGGCGACUGCAACGCCGUUAUAAAGGCCAACCCGAUCCCUUGCCCGUCGACCUGCAGCGCUCCCAACGCUAGCCCUUUGUGCAAGAGGUACGCCCCGCCGGUGGGCUGCGAGUGCAAGCCAGGCUAUCUCCUCAAUGAUAAAGACAAGUGUAUUACACCUGAUCAAUGUCCAGCUCCACCGAUAAAAUGCAAAGAAAACGAAGUUUACAACCCGUGUAGUUUCAUUUGUCCUCCUCAAACAUGUGCCUCCCUCUACACGGACUACGAUUGCCGUGGCGCGACGAAGUGCGUGCCCGGGUGCGACUGCAUCCCCGAGUACUUGAGGAACGGAACGGAAAACGAUCCCUGUAUACCUAGCCACCUGUGCCCGACCUUUACACCAGAAUGCGGUAUCAAUGAACAUUAUGAAACAAACAGAAUCAAGUGCGAGCUGACUUGCAAGAACUACCACUUGGAACCAAUAAUGGGUCCUUGUCAGCCAACCAGCGCCUGCUUUUGCGAUGAUGGCUAUGUCAGAAACUCUAAUGGAUUGUGCAUUCUAAAGAAGGAAUGCCCCCCGGCAGAGUGCGAUAAGGGAGAGGUGUACAGCGAGUGCGGUUCGUCAUGUCCUCCGUCGUGCGAGAACAAAGGGAACACGUGUCUGGUAUGCACGGCGCAGUGCGUGCCCGGCUGCUUCUGCGCAAAGGGGACCAUCAGAGCACCGAACAACACUUGCGUCAAACCGGAAAAUUGCCCUAAACCCCAGUGCGGCCGCAACGAAGAGUUCGUCAAGUGCCCGCGGACGUGCCCAAGAACCGAUGAGUGCAAAAAUCUCUGGUCCAAAGAACCUUGUACGCCAAUAGACUGCUGCCAUCCUCAGUGUCGCUGCAAGUCUGGCUUCUACAGGAAGAACGGUGUUUGCGUUAGCGCUAGGGAGUGUAGUAGGUAA